This is a messenger RNA of Wallemia mellicola CBS 633.66, 1543 nucleotides long. RefSeq lists its product as hypothetical. The record is from RefSeq and is a predicted model, not a curated record. Gene Ontology annotation, cellular component: outer membrane; SAM complex. The coding region runs from base 129 to 1520 and encodes 463 amino acids. The transcript has 3 exons. Gene Ontology annotation, biological process: protein insertion into mitochondrial outer membrane. NCBI's taxonomy places the organism in Eukaryota, Fungi, Basidiomycota, Wallemiomycetes, Wallemiales, Wallemiaceae.
CGGGGGGUGACUUGGACGAUGUGCAGAAGCCAGAGAUAAGAGGUCCAUUCUACGAUACAACGACGCCACGCGAGAGGGAGCCACAUUUUGACACUCCAGGCGAGGAUUUGAAGGCGAAGAAGGAAUGGAUGGAUGACAAACUCGAGAAAAGGCUGAAGGGAGAGUAUGAGAGUAUGGGCAGGCGUCUACAGGAAAUAGUCGAAGAUAGCAGGGAUGCACCCGCGAGGCUCUCCGCUAUCCGUAUAGACGGAUCGACGCUCAGGUCAAGUUUCCUAGCGUCUAUAUUUAAACAGCAUCUCGAUGAAGACCCUGCAAGAACAUUCACCGAUGUUUUACGCAAGAGUCGGGAUGUACAUGCUAACUUGGCGGCCUUUGAUUUGUUUUCUGCGAUGGAGGCCAAAUUAGAACCCGCACAGAGUCUGUUGGCUAGGCAGGGUGACGUUGAUCUUGCACUCAAGGUCAUAGAACGCGGCAGACUCUGGGCGAAGUCAAGCACCGAUGUUGGUAACGGUGAGGGUAGCGCAAAUAUCAGCGUGCGUCUGAGGAACGUAUUCGGUGGUGCGGAAAGUCUAGAGGCGCAGGCGAGUUAUGGUACCAGGACGACUUCUGCAUUCAACAUCUCCUACUCUUCGCCAAUACCCGAGUUUAUAAUGACGCCAAGCCCGACAACGAGGCUCACAGCACAAAUAUUCCAGGCGGAUCGCGAUCACUCAGCUUAUGCAGGUGUCAAGGAGUUCCUAUUUGGCGCAAGGGGGAGCAUUAAUUCAUUGAAGAGCUACGGUGCUCAUGAAGUUACCUACGAAGCGGUAUCGCGGACGCUGGGUGCUUUACAACCAAACGCCUCUCUCAGUCUGCGCGAAGCCGCAGGCUCAUCAAUCAAGUCGUCGGUUGCCCAUACAUUUACACACGACAGUCGUGACGAUGUGCAUAUGUCCACCCAAGGUGGCUACUUUAACACACUUCUCGAGUAUGCUGGUCUCGGCGGUACAGUUAAUUUCCUCAAGGCGCAGCUCCAAACAUCGGUGUCGCGCCCAAUUGAUACCAAAUUGCAAAACUACAUUUCAUUGACAUUUAGAACGGGUGCACUCUUGCCAUUAGGAGGGUCGAUGAGUGAAGAGUAUGCCUAUGCGAAGCUCUUCAGCGAUAGGUUCAGACUUGGUGGACCAACAUCGGUGAGAAUGUUUGGGAUGAAUCGCCUAGGACCGCGCGACCAGGAAGACCACAUUGGCGGUGAUCUAUACUAUAGUGGAGGGUUGUCCCUCACUACGCCAUUCCCAACUAAGCCACACUGGAAUCUGAAAUGCCAGGCAUUCCUCAACGCCGGACAGCUCGUGUCACUCAAGAAUAGGGAUGUUACAAACGCUCUUAUGCACCCGUCUCUUAGUGCCGGUCUUGGUUUCGUCUAUCGCUUCAAUCCGAUUAGGGUAGAGUUGAACUUUGGUGUACCCCUACUAGCGUCCGUUACGGAUGUGGGGACAAGCAGACCGUUCCAGCUGGGCGUUGGAUUGGAAUUUUUGUAGAUAUAAAUGUGCAUUGCAUUGUU